Messenger RNA from Bursaphelenchus okinawaensis, 1582 nucleotides. Lineage: Eukaryota; Metazoa; Nematoda; Chromadorea; Rhabditida; Aphelenchoididae. The record is from the annotation of a GenBank genome assembly.
AUGUCACGGCGCAAGUCUAGCGCACAGUACGUCAAGUUGGUGCUAAUUGCGGCUUGUUUUGACUGUAGUUUUGCUAUUGAAGAGCUGAUUACACAACAUGUAAGACAUUUUAUGAUUUUUUUGUCUAAAAUUAUUUAAACUAUUAACAAUUUUUGUUUUAAAACACGUUUUUUGUCCACAAAUUCUAAUGGUAGCAAAAAAACAUUUGGUGUUGACAGGGGUGUUUAAUCUUACGAAAUGCGUAGUUAAAAUCAAAGUUUUUACACCUAAUUUUACGUUUACGCAAAAUCUUAAAGUUUUUAUAUAUCAGUAUGUGUAUUUUGAAUUAUUGCUUAUUUUUAGCAACUUCACGUCAAAGGAGGUGUGAUAUACAUAUUAGCACAUGGCAUAGAGCAAUUUGUGCCAGAGAAGUUUUACUGGUUAUGCUUAAUACCUCAUGGAUUUUUUACCGUACACGGGCUAUUCAUUCUUUCUGGAUUAUACCACUUUAGGUACACAAUGAUGAUAAAGUAAGUUUUUACAUUAAGUGCCCAGUAAAUUAUUUUAUAAUAAUAUAUAUAAGCUGUUCUUUAAUUUUUUUAAAACAUUAUUUACAACAAUGAUUUUCAGUGUGAAUACGUCAACGUGGAUUUUGGCUCGCAAUAUAUGUAUCACCUCAACAUGUGCAUUAGUUACGGCAUGUUCUUUAGCGUAUGGAGUAACGCAAGGAGAAAAGUUAAGAGGUUACAGUUACUACUACAAAAAACUUGAAAACGAAUGGUUUGGAAAAUACGGACAAAAUUAUUUUGUAUAUGCAGCUGAUUUGGUAUGUUGGAGCAUUCACAAACUUACACUUUUUAGAAUUUUUCAUAAGGUUAUAUUUUUAUAAAAAUAAUAUUAACAAUAUAUUAACAGAGUGUUUCUAACAAUGUAUGUAUAUAUCAUUUCAGGACUUUUCGGGUACGAAGUUAUAUUUUUUUCUUGGUCUUACGUUAGCAUCAACUUCGGUUUUUUUAAUAUUCUUUUAUGCUUAUAAAGCGUGGAGAUUUGUGAAUCCAAACGCUCAUUCCAGUAGCGCAAAAACAAAGGCUAUGCAAGCUCAAUUUACACGUGCCAUUUUAAUACAAGCAAGUUUAAAAAAAUUUUGUUAUUGUUAAGAGUGCAAGUAUUAUUUUUUUCUAUUUUUGUUCAAAAUUUUAAGUCUGCAGGACUUUUUUUGAAUUUGAUUUUUAAGGAUUUUUUGAUAAUCAAAGAAACUAUUUAUAAGGAAAAAAUAACUAUAUUUUUUUAGACAGUCAAUGCAUUCGUGUUUGCAUUUUUCCCUGUUGGUUUGUUUACCUUUUUGGCGCUGUUUCGACUAAAUGGUGAAUACUUAGGUAUCCUCGUAAUGGCCGUAGUUUCUUGGUUACCUGCUGCAAAUGGAGCCAUAACAAUAUAUGUAGUUAAAGACUUUAGAAACUUUGUCAAGAACUUUGUUGGUUGUAGGCGAAUUAAGGUCAUGAGCGCCACGGUAAGCGUUAUUGGUAGUUCUACAAUGCCAAAAUAUUCGCGAACGACACGCAACUUGACAAGUCAAACGGCUGAAAAAGUUCCUCCGAACUAA